AUGCUAAUAGAGAAAGAUAAGGCUAGUUAUAUCUACAUUAUAUUAAACGAACUUGUACUUACAACCAGUAGCGAGAUGACAGUCAUCAACAAACCACCGAAGGACCUGAAUGGUGAAACAGAAGAGUUAAACAAAAAUCCUGGUCAAAAUGGAGACAAGUUGGAAGCUUUGCUGUCACACGUGGGAGAAAUGGGACGCUACCAAAUUUAUUUGUUUUUGGCGACUUUACCGUUCGGUUUCACGUUUUGUUUCAACUACUUUGUGCCAAUACUUAUAACAGUGACUCCCGAAAAUUACUGGUGCAGAGUUCCUGAGCUCAAGAAUUUAUCUCAAGAACUGAGGCGAAAUCUGUCAGCACCAGGAGCCAGCACAGGUGUGUGGAAUCAAUGCAUGACUUUUGAUACCAACUGGACUCAAGUAUUGCAUACAUUAACUCCUCCGGUAGAUGGAACACCUCUAAUACCUUGUCAGUACGGCUGGGAGUUCGACUUUAGUGUGAUACCAUAUGAAACAGUCGUUACAGAGAGAGGAUGGGUAUGCGAACAAGAGACUUAUCCACGCAUCGCUAUGUUGUUGUCUUUCGUUGGGUCCGUAGUGGGAUGCUGUUUGUUCGGAUGGAUCGCUGAUCGAUAUGGGAGAAUACCAGCUUUAAUAGUGCUUGAGUACGUGGGCCCUCAGUACCGAACCUUGGUAGCUAACCUAUCUUACGCACUGUCAUUUGGAGUUGCUGCCAUUCUAGUACCUUGGGCCGCGUAUUUCAUUGCCGACUGGCGCAAUCUGGUAUGGGUCACUACACUACCGGGGUUCCUGGUGUUAUUGACUCCUUGGCUACUGCCGGAAAGUGCUAAGUGGCUGAUUAGUAAAGGUCGCGUCAAUGAGGCUGUGAUGAUACUGAAGACAGUUGAAUCUGUUAACAGAACUAAGAUGCCUGAUCAAGCCAUUGAAGAAUUCAUGGCGUCUUGUCACGAGUUCCAGCCCGAGAAGAAAUAUCCUAUUGCAAAAGUUUUUAAAAGCAAACCACUGUGCCAGGUACUGGUGGCCUUAGCGUUACUAAACUUUGGAUAUGCUAUUAUUUUUGAUGGGCUUCUACGUGUGACGGAUUCGUAUGGGAUGAACUUGUUUACCAUUUUGACUGCUGCUGGUGUCUGCGAAUUUUGGGCUGUUACCCUAAUUGCAUUCACUCUUGACAGGGCAUACGAGAGGGAUUCUUUCGAUUAUUGGACGUUUCUUCAUGAAUUUCUGCUCGAUAUCUACCACUCAAUGGACUAUAGAAAUACUGCCAACUCCCCUUCGAGCAACAGGAUUGUCGAUAUUGCACAUGAGCGCAUAUGCUGCUAUUUUCAUGACACCUUUUAUUUCAUAUUUGGAAACCAGAAGAUUCUACAGAGUACGGGUACCUUAAAUGCUUCAGAAGACGAAGAUGAGUUUCUUAUCUAA
Molecule: messenger RNA, 1437 nt
Organism: Arctia plantaginis
Lineage: Eukaryota; Metazoa; Arthropoda; Insecta; Lepidoptera; Erebidae
Source: the annotation of a GenBank genome assembly